Molecule: messenger RNA, 446 nt
Organism: Plectropomus leopardus (leopard coralgrouper)
Lineage: Eukaryota; Metazoa; Chordata; Actinopteri; Perciformes; Serranidae
Source: RefSeq, a predicted model, not a curated record
AAUCCUAACGGGAAGGUCUUUUUGUUUGGGCCGCCGAGAGGGUUGACACUGUUAGUUUGAUUCCCCUGGUUAACACCGUUUUUUAUCUGCAUUAAUUUCGGGUGUCUUUUAUGAAUAAUCAAAAGCAGCAAAAGCCAACGCUAACAGGCCAGCGUUUCAAAACGAGGAAAAGAGAUGAAAAGGAGAGAUUUGACCCUUCUCAGUUUCAAGAAAGUAUCGUACAAGGCUUGAAUCAAACUGGCACUGAUUUGGAAGCGGUCGCAAAGUUCCUUGAUGCCUCUGGCGCGAAGCUUGACUACCGCCGUUAUGCAGAGACGCUCUUUGACAUCCUGGUGGCCGGCGGCAUGCUGGCCCCAGGCGGGACUCUUUCCGACGACAUGACCCGCACCGAGUUCUGCCUCUUCACGGCACAAGAAGACCUGGAGACAAUGCAAGCAUACGCUCAG